Crotalus tigris (Tiger rattlesnake) is the source of this 9428-nucleotide messenger RNA. RefSeq names its product ecotropic viral integration site 5 like (gene EVI5L). The transcript has 20 exons. The coding region runs from base 330 to 2828 and encodes 832 amino acids. Lineage: Eukaryota; Metazoa; Chordata; Lepidosauria; Squamata; Viperidae. The record is from RefSeq and is a predicted model, not a curated record.
AAGGCUGUGGAGCAGAGGGCGGAGUUCGCUGCCCAUCAAUAGGGGAGUGAAUUGGGAUUGCCGCGGGAGGCGGCGGCGGCGGCGGCGGUGGUUCCGGUGGUUGGUCUUUUUCCGCCGCUGUCCGCAGCAGCCCCGGCUCCUCCAUGGCCGCUGCGGUCACUGGCGCGGUUCUCUCUACCGCGCCGGUAGUGGGGGAGGCGGUGGUCGUGGAGGUCAGGCCCGGUGGCUUAGGACCCCCGCCUCCUUGAAGAGAAGGAGCCGAAAUGGCAACGCCGGCCGCGCAGGUGAUUCCUUAACUUUCCUGAUCAUUGUCUCAGAAUACUUUCUAAAUGAACAUUCCUGUGACUCUCAAAUUGCUGGAGAUGGCAAGUCCAGCGGUCAGCCCUGACUCUUCUUCCCAUGAAGCACUUUCUUCUGUCAACUCCAUGCCUGCAUGUUCUCCUACUUCCGAUUCCGAGAACUUGAGCCCGGAUGAGUUGGAGCUCUUAGCCAAGUUGGAAGAACAAAACAGGCUUUUGGAAGCUGAUUCAAAGUCAUUACGCUCUAUGAAUGGCUCACGAAGGAAUAGUGGGUCGUCUUUGGUAUCCAGUUCUUCUGCAUCAUCCAAUCUGAGCCAUCUUGAAGAGGAUACCUGGAUCUUAUGGGGAAGAAUUGUCAAUGAAUGGGAAGAAUGGCGGAAAAGAAAAGAGAAGUUACUCAAGGAACUCAUAAGGAAAGGAAUCCCUCACCAUUUCCGAGCAAUUGUUUGGCAGCUUUUGUGCAGUGCCACAGACAUGCCUGUGAAGAAUCAAUACUCAGAAUUGCUGAAAAUGUCUUCUCCUUGUGAAAAGUUAAUCAGAAGAGACAUUGCCAGAACAUACCCCGAACAUGAGUUCUUCAAGGGGCAAGACAGUCUGGGCCAGGAGGUUCUCUUCAAUGUUAUGAAGGCUUAUUCUCUAGUAGACCGUGAGGUUGGGUACUGCCAAGGUAGUGCGUUCAUCGUGGGACUGCUACUCAUGCAGAUGCCGGAAGAGGAGGCUUUCUGUGUAUUUGUACGGCUGAUGCAAGAGUAUAGAUUACGGGAAUUGUUCAAACCCACUAUGGCUGAGUUAGGACUUUGCAUCUAUCAGUUUGAAUACAUGCUGCAGGAACAGCUACCUGAGUUGAAUAUCCACUUCCGCUCCCAAAGCUUUCUCACCUCUAUGUAUGCAUCAUCUUGGUUUCUUACACUCUUCCUCACUACUUUUCCUCUGUCUGUGGCCACGCGAGUAUUUGACAUCUUCAUGUAUGAGGGAUUGGAAAUAAUCUUCCGUGUAGGAAUGGCUCUUCUGCAAUUCAACCAAACUGAACUGAUGCAAUUGGACAUGGAAGGGAUGUCACAGUAUUUUCAGAAGGUGAUUCCUCAUCAGUUUGACAGCUGUCCUGAUAAGCUGAUUUUAAAGGCCUAUCAAGUCAAAUACAACCCUAAGAAAAUGAAACGACUGGAGAAAGAGUAUAUUGCAAUCAAAAACCGGGAAAUGGAAGAACAGAUUGAAAUCAAGAGGCUCCGUACUGAGAACCGCCUUCUGAAACAGCGAAUUGAAACCCUGGAGAAGGAGAGUGCUGCCUUGGCAGAUAGAUUGAUCCAGGGCCAAGUUACCCGUGCACAGGAGGCUGAGGAGAAUUACAUUAUCAAGCGGGAGCUGGCAGUGGUGAAACAACAAUGCUGUUCUGCCACAGAGAAUUUGCAGAAGGCACGAAGCACGAUUCAGCAACUUCAGGAUCAACAGGGAAAUCCCCGCUACUCUGAGGAAUUUGUGAGCCACUUGGAAACAGAACUGGAGCAAUCCCGCUUGAGGGAAUCUGAGACUCUGAGCGCUCUUAAAGAGAUGCAGGAUAAAGUCCUGGACAUGGAAAAGAGAAACAGCUUGCUUCCAGAUGAAAACAAUGUGGCCCGUCUACAGGAGGAACUGAAGGCUAUGAAGUUGCGGGAGUCUGAGGCAAUGAAAUCCUUCAGAGAACUGCAACACCAAGUGAAGGAGCUCAAUGACAAUUGGCAGGCCCAUCUUAGCCGGACUGGAGGACGGUGGAAGGACUCUCCACGAAAGAACACGAUGAACGACCUCCAAGAUGAACUGAUGACUCUCCGUCUGCGUGAGACACAGGCUCAGGGCGAGGUCCGGGAGUUGCGUCAAAGAGUGGUAGAGCUUGAAACUCAGGAUCAGAUUCACAGCAACCUCCUCAAUCGGAUGGAACAGGAGUGCUCUGGGCUGCAUGAAAAGGUCCAGUACCUCACGGCCCAAAACAAAGGGUUGCAGACACAGUUGAGUGAGACCAAGCGCAAGCAUGCUGAAUCAGAGUGCAAGAGCAAAGAAGAAGUUAUGGCUGUUCGCCUGAGAGAAGCUGAUAGCAUGGCUGCUGUUGCAGAGAUGAGGCAGAGGAUUGCUGAACUGGAAAUCCAGAGAGAAGAAGGAAUGAUCCAAGGUCAACUCAACAAUUCUGAUGCCUCCCAAUACAUCCGUGAACUCAAGGAGCAGAUUGAUGAACUCAAGGCAGAGAUUCGGCUAAUGAAAGGACAGAAGCCUUUUGAGGACUCUAUGGGUUUUGACGGUAUACAUAUUGUGAGUCAUCUGGCAGUGGAUGAUGACUCGCUCCAUUCUUCAGAUGAGGAAUUGUUGACCAGCCCUAUGGUAGUGGGUGCCUUGCAGGAUGUUUUGUAUCCACUGUCUCCUCACAACACACACUUUCUGCAUGGGACUGAAAGCUCUGGUAAGGAGAGUGAUGGCACCACAGAUAGCGAUCCAGAUGACCCUGCCUCUGCCGCUGAGGCCAAUGGCGAGAUCAUCUUUGCAGAGGCCCUGGGCAAAUGAGGAGUGAUGCUGCCAUCCCAGCUCCAUCUGGAGUCAGUUGAUCCACUGGCCACGCUGUACUGAGGAAUCAGGAAUCAGAUGUUACUGAGUCUUCGGCCCAGUGAGUACCAUGGCUCAGAGGUGGCGGGGAGUGCCACGCAUGAACAGUAUGGAUUGUUAUCAGCACUGCCUUUUUUCAGCUUUGCCACUGGGAGUUAAAAUCCAAAUCCAGGUAUUGGCCUCAUCCAUGUCCUGCUUUCCACACUUCUUUUCCUUCUCAACACAAAGAUUUGCACAGGCGAGGACUGUGAAGGGGCAGCAGAAGCAGUCAAUCCACCGAUUCCCUAAAAUACAGCCCAACUGUAUUCCAUCUCUGUCUCCUGGCUGUGCUUGGAGAAGGGAAAGGGGUUGGUCUUCCCUUUGUUUAUAUUUGUCUCCUAGCAUGCUGCUCUGCAUCCAGAGGAGAAAAUGGAGUGCCUGCAUACUUGUUUGUAAUUUUCCACCCUGGAAAAGGACAGGAAGGAGAAAUGAGCUUCUGAAGAGGUGAUUUGUUCUAGUGAGGGAGAUAAUAUUUUUUUUCCUGUUUGUUAUUUAUUUUUAGAGUGCAAUUACUAAUCCAGCUCUUUGAGAAGUUCAGUGAUUUUGAGGGUUUUUAUAUGGAGGAGCCAAAACUGCUUCUGUAUUUAAUCAUACAACAUUUUCUAUUUAAUUAUGUAAAGGGAUAUUCUUUACUAACGCCACUUUUAUAUCAUAUUUUCAAACUCUGUUUUUUGCAGCAGUCUGGCUCAGUGCCUAAUUGGGUCAGACAGGAAGACAGUCCAUCAGUGCAUGUGCACACAUGCAUGUGCAUGCACACAUAAUUUCGGGUGGGGGGGGAGUAAACUGUUCCUUGAUUCAUGAGAUCAGUAUUAAUUGCUAAACUUUCAGGCAGCUGAGAAUUUGACAAAGGGAACUGUGUGGGCAAGAGAGGAAUACUAUGGAAUGUCCAGAUAAUUGAUUCUCCCAAGAUAACAAAAAAGGAAGGCCCUUGAGGGCUCAACAUUGAAUUACUUGUCAAGUAAAAAUGAGAUUUCUAAUAUUAUGUUUGCCUCCAAACAUUAUUAGUUAGGGAUAGCAAGGGAGAACCAGCAGGAAACCUACACUUAACCCUUGUGCGUUUAUUGAUAAUUCCAUGCAAAAGCUCCUCAAUUCCUUUAAGCAUUGGGAGCAUUUAGUUGUAUAAAAUGAAGUUCUGCUCCAAGGAGCAAUUCCUUGCAGAAACAAGCCUCUUCUUGGAGUGAGUGAGUGAGUGUGUGUGUGUGUGUUUAUGGGGGAGGUUGUGGGAAGGCAAGGCAGAGUAGAGAAAAGAACAUGAUUUCUUAACAGAAGUAGCUUCUAACAGGGAAAGGAUUACUGACAGCCCGCUUAAAUGACAGUUGGCAAAAAAAAAAACCAUAAUUUAUGCAAGGAUUCUGAUGAAGAAGGGUUUGAAUAAAUUGCAAAGUGAUGCGUGUUUCAGUUGGAAGUACGACAGUCAUUGCCAUGCUAUUUGUAAUUCAGUUCAUACUCAGUUUGCUGAAAAAAGGCUUGUUUUUCCAGAAAGGGGGAGUGGGCAUCAGUAGUUGAGAAACAUCAGUGGAGUAUUACUUAGGAGCACUGCAUGUUUUUGGAAGGUACAACUAAUGCUGCCAUUGGGACUUCCUCUGCAUUUUUGAACUAUAGAACUGAAGGUGGUGGUUUAAUUUUGUCCCUUUUCCUUAACAGAGUCCAUAUUUAAGAAUAUUAAAGCUAUUCUGCCACAGCAUGCUUUUGGGGGAUUGGUGCAGCACCCGGAUAUAUUACUGCAAUAAGAUUCCAGACUUCCUCCCCCCCCCAAAAAAAAACUAGGGCAGGGCAGAAAAUUCCUUUGAAAGACAUGCAGUGCUGUUUCUUCCCAAUUAAAUUAAAUUAAAUUAAAUUAUGCGGGUUUUGAAAUACUUAGCAUUGCAAAGUGUCUGAAUUAUUAUUGCAAAUGAUGACGUUGCAGCUGAGGAUACAGAUCACCUGACACUAGAAGCUGGAAAGGGUUUCAGAGAAGGUCUAUGAAAGAGGCUGGGCAAGUGCCGAACGUGGAAGGUGUCAGGCUUUGACCCUGCCAAGAAGGUAGCCCAUUUUGUUAAACAAGAUCUCUGGGUUGUGUGCCAUUGACUUAACAGAUUUUGGAACUUCUCAGGGAAGGAGGCCAGGUCUUGCUAUGGAUGCAUUUUCUUCAUUCCCUGCUCAAUUUUCUUUCCUUUCUCCUCUGUAGUAAAUCAAUCUGCCUUUUACGUUUACUUAAAAUUGUGAAACUUGUAACUUUAUUAAUAACUGAACACGUUCUGUAUCGGACACAUAGGCCUCUCUUUUUGAAGUGUUCUCCAUGACCCCUUCCUUGGCAUGGGUUUGGAAGGGAUUGAUAAGGGAGAAGCUGCUUGGGGGUUUUCCAAGGGCUGUUUUAGCACCAAAUUAGUGUAAACCAGCAUUUGUGAAAUGGGAAACACACCUGCAACUGCCUACCCCUGGCCUAGCCACUUAUCAUGUGGCUGGCCCUGAACUAGUGAACUGAAAUAAAUACACACACACACACAAGUACCAAUAUGUAUUUAUAUAGUAUGCCUAGGGAAAGGCACCAGUUUGGCAUAAUCUUGCAUAUUUUAUAUAUAUACAUUUUAUAUACAUCCACACACAUCCACACUAUACUGUUAAUACUAAAAAAUUUUAAUUUAUCCUUUCAUUAUCCGGUCCCACAUAGAGGUAAUUGGAAUAACACAUGAUUCCGGAGGAGUUCAGUUUGCAUUGUUGUUUUGAUCUGCUUGCAUCAGUCUGAAGCUCCGUUUCCCCCCCUGCUAGCAGUGAGCACAUGUUUGCAGUGUUGGAUGGCUUGUGAAACUGUUUGCCAAUUGUGCAUAAUACUUAGCAAUUGUGGAUAUUUGUUUUGUGUAGUGCUAUCUGAAUGCUUACUGCCUCCAAAAUUACAAGUUAGGAAGACCUUUAACUGAUUUUGUUUUUUAAAAAAAGAAGUAAAUCCAUUGACUUUAGUCUUUUGCAAUUGCACUGGAAUAAAAAUGAAAGGAGAUGGUUUGAACCUUAUCCAUAUCCAUGUUUUUUCAACUUGGUUCAAGAUGGUUAUUGUUAAAUUUAGACCUGAUUCAUUUGGCUGAUUUAUCCUUUAAAGUUCAUUAUGGCACAACCCUGAUUAAAGUAAAGACUGCUAACCUAUUCUAUACAAAUUAUUCACGGUACUGCAGCUUUUUUUCCAGUAUUUAGAUCACAGCUGUAGAGCCUUAUAAUACAGUUCAUUAAAUGAUGCCAAAACUCUGACUUCCCACUCUCUACUGCUUCUACUGUAUAGAAGCUUGAAGAAAAUGAUAAUUUUCUUUUUCUUCCAUGCUAGUAAAUACUAGGAAUACAGGAUAUAUUAGAAGUGUUUUGGUCUUAAUUUCUCAGAGAUCCAUGCAACAUCAGAACAUAAGAGUUGAAUCCUCCUCUUGCAGAUUCCCAGGAGAUAAUAUAGUAUCCUUUUGCAGCUCUGGAUAAUAAACAUAAAACCAUGUGAUAAAUAUUAUUAUAUCAAAUAACUUGCAAUGAAACCUGUAGGACAGGGAUGUCAAACUGCCGCGCCCACCCCAUUGCCGGCAAUGCAAAAAGAGUUGUGAUAUGUCAUGACACGUCACGUGACAUGGCAAGUUUGACAUCCGUGCUGUAGAAAAUUAAUAUAAGUAUUAGGAGCAAGAGAUCAGCUAAUUUCAUCACAGCAAAGUGCAGGAAACUCACCUGUUCAAGUUGCAUAAUGUGUUGUUUUUGGUUGAGUUUGGUUACAUACCAAAUGUCAUGAAUAAACAACAGUAUAGUGAAUUUACAUUAGGUCAUGAAAAACAUACAUAGCCUCAAUUUUAAUGAAACAAACUUGAUUUACCAAGUGACCUAUGUGUCUAGUUCUUCAUAAAGAAUCCAUUUACAUCAACCGUCAGCCCACCGCAUUCUUCUGCUGAAUAUAAAUUAUAAUAUCUCCAAGGACUUUUAUAUUUUCUUUUUGAAAGUACAGGCCUAUUGAAAACUAUCCAUCCAUAGCAAGUGCAUUAGAAGAAAAGUGUAGCCAGCCAAUCUUGGUAACCAAAAAUCAAACAUUUUUUAUCUGUAUUUUCCAGCAACCUUAUUUGGGGCAGGUUGUAUUUGUAGGAACUUUUCUGAACAAAGUUUUGUUUCCAAGCCAAGCUAUUUGUGAGUCAGUCAAUCGCUUCUCUUAAAAAUGUUUAUUUCCCUUAACAUGAAGUAUUACAAACAAAAUUUAAAGGAUGAAGCCAGUUCUUAAUGCAGUGGUUCUUGCAUGCUUUCCUCCCUUGCAUUUCCUUUUGUGGCUAUUCUUCAAGCCUUUAUUUUUUUUCCCAGUGAAGAUGCCAAACCCAUUCAGUCCUUUGGUAUAUGGGGCAGCCAUAUAUAUGUAUUUAUAUUUAUAUAAAAUAAAUAAAAUUUCAGCAGAACCUCAGCGAGGGAGGAAGCAAAAUACCAUUUUGAGGUGCAUUUUUGUUUCUGUCAUGAGUUUCCACAGGUAUCUCUUCUCUUACCAUAUCUUCCAUGGCCAACCUUGUACAUCCCUCCCCCAAGUAUUUAUAUGAACACAAAAUUAUAAGGAAUCUUGUGGCAGACCUCACAUUCUUUUGCCAAGAAAGAGGACCUGCUUAUAAAGUAAUUUAACACAGCUAGUAUUUUAAAGCAGACUGUUACAUUGCCCCAGCAGAUGCUUUCGGACAGGCGAGGCUGAAGAUGGUGCUUGUGGUAGCUACCAGCACUUUCAUAGGGUUUUUUUCUUAUAGAUUUUCUUCUACACAGAAGGAAGUCAAUGUGGUGCUCUGUUAGGAACUGGGAUUGGGAUUAUUCUGUUCUCCCCCCAGGAUUGACACUAGAAUUUGAAUUACUCACUUGCUUGAAUGAAUCUCUUCUGGGUGCCAGCGCCCCAUCCUGUUUAAGCAGGAUGCAUUGAACUUACUUAGCUAUUCUAAUAUUUUUCCUAACUUUGGAAGAUACAUUGUAAAUUAUACUGAAGAGGUACCUUUCUUCCCCCGUCCUAUCCUGGGCUGCAGCGCAACCUAAAAAACAAUGUUUUAGGGAACUGGGUGGAAUUAAAAAUAGGGGUAAGAGAAACUGGUCUGUAUUUCCAAGGUCCUAGUUUAUUUAGCCUUUGAUCUUAGAAAUCACAUCAUUUUUAAGAGUAGUGGAGCCAAAUUGAGGGCAGGGUACUUUCUACCAUGAAUGAAAAGGUACAUUUCCUAUCCUGGAUUAAAUUCUGCGAAUCUACUUGGAUUAUUUUAGGCAUGUACUGGUUAGCAUCUGUGAAAUUGCCAGCACACACUGUUAAAAACAGUGCUUUUGUUUUUAAUGGGCAAGAACAAGACUGUGAGUGCUCUUGUUGUUCUGUAGUGUCGUAAAUUAAUUUUACGUAACAAGUCAAAAAUCUCACUAUGAAUGCCUGUAAAAUAUUUUGUUAGUCUUUACCUCAAAUUGUUAAACACUACUGUUAGAAGACAUAAGGUUUUUUUUCCACUACAUUUAUUUUUUUAUUAUUUUCUUAAGAAAAUAUAAUGAGGAAAACCAUCUAAUCCCUGUGGGAUUUGUUUCCCCAAAAAUGGUAUUAUUAUUCUGUUGAGAUACAUUGUUCUCUCUGUAUUUUUCCCUCUCACAUGCAAACACGCCUUUGUAUUGUGAAGAAAGAAUUUUUAAACGGUUCCAAAAUUAAGCUUGAUCAGAAUGACUUUGCAACAGGUUUCAAUAAGGCAAGAGCCUUGGGUUAUAAAAAAUUGUGUUCAGGCAAAAUAAUGAUAGAAAGGAUGGAAUAAUAAUAACAAUGUGAGAUAGUAGACCAGAUUAAGAAUUUUAUUUAUUCAGGAUAGACAAUAGAUCAUGUUUUGGAUUGUGAAUAAUCUGGCACCAAAUGCAUUUGAUUAUGCAAAUUGCUUAAGCAGAUUUGAUACCGACGUGGUGCAAAAAAAAGACAGCUUCUCUCUUUGGCUAUGAAGUUAUUGCCUAGAGAAUCCUGGGGAACCACUAUUUGAAGAACAUGUUCUGCCGUGUGUAUGUAAAAAUAUUCUUGCUAUGUGUGUGGUAGUUUCUGAAACGCACAAAAUUUGAGUGGGAUCAGCUUGCCUGCUGCUAUAAAUUAAAUUGGCCAGACUGCAUUGAAGUUAGCAAUGCAAAUUAAGGAUAUCUUUGUUGUGUUUCUUGUUCUCAUGUUUGAAAGUGGAAGAGCUAGUGAAGUCAACGACAUGCUGUAUUGUACUGGGGCUAUCCCAUGCACAGUGCUCUUCCCUGCCCACAUUUUAUCUUCAAAUACUGACUUUUUCCUAUCCUGUACAGUUAGACCACUGAACGCUAGCAAGCUGCUGAGUAUCCAGAAGCAGCGUGCCCGUAACAGUGUGUGCUUGCUUUCCAGUUAGAAUGUACUGUUCUCUCUUACCUUCCCCAGCUGUUCCAAAAAUCAUGUGUUUUGUGUAAGUACGUACCAGUGUCCUUUCUCUGCUACUCAGAAUAUAACUUCCAUUCUUUCCAGCCCAUUCCCAUUUUAAAACAAAUAUUGUUGUACAAAGUACCUGUACUAAAAAAAUAAUAAACUAUUUACACAGUCUUUAA